UUUGAAAUACAUGUAAAGACCUUGUCAUUGCCGUUACUCCCCACCCCAAAACACACAUAAACACACAGACGCACGCAAACACACAGGCACGCGCCCCAUGCAAAUAUGCAUGUACGUGCGCACUCACUUCUUUAUUAAUGCACACCAACCACACACAUUUAAAUUAGCUCCACGCACGCCUGAUACAUAUGCGCGUCUCUCACAGUUGGUGUAAUGACCCUAUCAGUAACUGAACAAGCUCAGGUGUAGUAGCUCCAGGUAGAUAGUUAGGCAGCUGACCACACGUCUGUGUUGGCGGCUACUAAUUACAGUCACCAGAGCGUGAAUACGUCAACAGAAGGACCCUGGUGUCACGUUGAGUUGGCAGCUUGGACAAGAUUGUACAGCACGACUUUAAAGGACAAUGUUCAUGUAAAAAUCCAUUUCUCGAAUUUUGAAGAUACAGCACUCAAUCUAUACACUAGAGAUGACUACCUUGGCACAGUCAACGUUAUCAUAAAUCGAUUGGAGCUAUGGAGGCAAUCUAGAUAUAUGUCUAACUUAAAACCACUGAUAACAACACUGUAUCAAAAUGGGUGGACGAUAUUCAUUGGUUUCGAUCCUUAAUACCUACGUUGGGUUCUAUACUAAACCACCAACAGCAACAAAAAGUCGGGGGAAGCUAACGAAUGGCAGUGGCCCUGUAAAAAAUGGCAAAAAUAUAAACGGUGAAAAAUCUCAAAGCAGCACGCCUGAGGUUACUCUGUUACUUCAACCCAGUGUGACAGCGAAUGGCCAAGGGCAGUGUACAGAUUUAGUACCAAAGGACACGUGCGACAAUCCUGCUACAGAGUUAGUAAGAAACGGCGCGACAGAUGAUGGACAUUUCAUUCCCUUGGACAUAAAUUUACCGAGAAAUGGACUGAUGGGAGAUAUUGGUUGUCUUCGAUUUGAAGCCGAUUUUUCAGACACUGAGGCAGCAAAUUUAAAAAUCAAAGAUUUAUAUCCUGAAUCCCGACUUUUGAUAAACCCACAAGAGUAUGGUUUGCCUCAGAAGGUGAGACGUUUUAGGCACUAUUACUAUCUGAAGGGAGUAAGGAAAGUGGCCAACGGAAACCGGAAGUUACAUCUCACUACGGUCGCCACUACAACAAGGCUCGUGCGAACAUACCGAAUGACGGAAGCAGAACUCAUUAUCCUGAUCACAAAGAUCACCAGAAUUACACGUCGGUCGAGACGUGUUGAAAUGACACUGAAAGCAAAAGCAGACGACAGGCCUGAUGCCGUUGAUGCUGCAGAACCCAUCCAAAGUUUCAAUAACGAAACAUCCAGAAUUCUUCAUUCUAAUAAGCUGAUUGCAUUUGAAUACACACCCUUGAAGAACAGCAUCACAUGUUACUGAGGAUAUCACACUUCAACCAGUAAUAACAUGGGUUUAUAUUUCUGUAGAUAAAAUCGAUUUAUUAUGAAGGUGUUCAGCACAAAAUGAGUACAGUUGAAGUCUAUUGUAUACAAAAUGAUUGCACGCAAUUAUCCUAACGCCAUCAAUAUCUACAGCACGUGUUGUAGAAUUUUAGAAAAAGCACAGUACAUAAUCCAGUGAUCCAUUCUAUAUUGUUUAAAAUGAAGGAAUGUACAAUUUAGGACAUUUUCGUGUAUGAAAACUGAUAAAUAAAAACGAAAUGAUAGAUAAAGCAAAUAUAUCAACACAAAGCCAUGUACAUAAAUGCCAUAACGUUUAAUAAAUAGUCUGUGCUCCUUAAUUUCAAACUCAAAACUAAAUUUAAGUGAAACAGUACUUGUAACAUGCUAUCUCAUCGCUAGACAAGAACAGCAUUAAACCAUUUGAUGUAGAAAUUUGAGUUAUUUAAUUUUAGAUUUCCACAGAUCAUGCACUAAAAUCAUGUACUUACAAACAGUUUGAAUGAUAAUAUGCCAUACGUUUUGAAAUAAUAAAGUGGAAUAUAUCAGACAUUUUAACUA
Molecule: messenger RNA, 1962 nt
Organism: Lingula anatina
Lineage: Eukaryota; Metazoa; Brachiopoda; Lingulata; Lingulida; Lingulidae
Source: RefSeq, a predicted model, not a curated record